Molecule: messenger RNA, 3931 nt
Organism: Quercus lobata
Lineage: Eukaryota; Viridiplantae; Streptophyta; Magnoliopsida; Fagales; Fagaceae
Product: TMV resistance protein N-like
Exons: 6
Coding region: 190-3660 (1156 amino acids)
Biological process (GO): signal transduction; defense response
Molecular function (GO): ADP binding
Source: RefSeq, a predicted model, not a curated record
UGAAAGUUUUAAGAAUUUACUGGCCACACCGAAAGCAAGACUACAUCAAAGUCUCCUCUUGCUUGCAUUCAGUCAUCCUCAUCCUAAUUCGUGGUUCACCUUCCUCAGUUACAUUUACAAUCUCUUUCAUAGCUUUCCUCUUACUCCUUUCAGUUUCAGAUAAUCUCAUCCAUCUGUUCAUAAAUCCUGAUGGCUCUUGCAACCAGCAAAGGAGCCUCAUCUUCCUCCUCCUCUUUAACCGGCCAAUCCAAGAACUUUGAUGUCUUCUUGAGUUUUAGAGGUGAAGAUACCCGCUGGGGUUUUAUAAGCCAUUUGUACAAUGCUUUGUGUCAGAGGGGUAUUCAUACCUUCAUCGAUGAUAAGCUCCCAAGGGGAGAAGAAAUUUCUGCAGAGCUUCUUAAAAUCAUUGAGAACUCAAUGAUGUCAAUAAUUGUAUUUUCUGAAAAUUAUGCAUCCUCCACUUGGUGUUUGGAUGAACUUACUAAGAUUAUUGAGUGUAGGAAAAAUAACCAGUUGGUGCGACCAGUUUUUUACAAUGUGGAUCCAUCAGAAGUUCGUAGGCAAAAAGAAAAGUUCGGGGAAGUAUUGACUAAUCAUGAAAAAAAAUUUAAUGAAAGCAAGGUACGAAGAUGGAGGGAAGCUCUACAUGAAGCAGCCAAUCUUUCUGGUUGGGACUACAAGAAGAGUUUUAGUGAAGCUGAACUUGUCCAAAUAAUUGUUGAAGAUAUCUUAAAGUCUAAUUUAAAUCAAAUGCCAUUACAUGUUGCUAAAUACCCGAUUGGAAUAAAUUCUCGUGUAAAGGACUUACAAUUGCUUUUAGAUAGAGAAUCAAAUGAUGUUUGUGUGAUUGGGAUUUAUGGACUUGGAGGAGUGGGUAAAACUACAACUGCAAAAGCUCUUUAUAAUAAAAUUUUUAAUCAUUUCAAAGUAAGAAUUUUUCUAGAGCAUGUUAGAGAGAUGUCAGAGACAAAUGAAGGCAUAAUCCGCCUCCAAGAGAAACUUCUUUUUGAGAUCUUAGGGGUUAAGGAUUUGAAGAUGUGUAACAUAUCUAAAGGAACGAAUAUGAUAAAUAAAAGCCUUUUCCAAAAAAAGGUUUUUAUAGUUCUUGAUGAUGUGGAUAAAUUGAACCUGAUAGAAAAAUUGCUCGGAAAUUAUGAUUUGUUUGCUCCUGGAAGUAGAAUUAUUAUAACAACAAGAGAUAAACACUUGCUAGCCACUUCUGGAAAAGGCUAUUCAACCUAUGAGGUUAAGGAGCUAGAUGACGAUGAAGCUCUUGUACUCUUUAGUAUGCAUGCCUUCCAAAAAAGCACUCCCAAAGAAGAUUAUUCAAAACUUGCAAACCACUUUAUAUAUUAUGCUCAAGGCCUUCCAUUAGCUUUAGAAAUAAUAGGUACUACUUUAUUUGGAAGAGCUAAACCUUACUGGGAAAGUGCAUUAGAAAAGUAUGAAAAAAUUCUUGACAAAAAUAUUCAAAAUGUACUCCAAAUAAGCUAUGAAGGAUUGGAGCAAGUUGAACAAAUUAUUUUCCUUGAUAUUACGUUUUUCUUCAAGGGACUUGACAGGGAAUAUGUUGAAGCUAUGCUGGAUUCUUGCAAUUUACACCCAAAUAUUGGUAUUCAAAGACUUAUCGAGAAGUGUCUUGUAACUAUUGAUCAAUUUGACAAAUUAUGGAUGCAUGACUUGAUACAACAAAUGGGUAGGGAAAUUGUUCGGCAAGAAUCACCACAAUUACUUGGAACACGUAGCAGGCUUUGGUGUUAUGAAGAUGCUUUUGAAGUUCUAACUAAAAAUAAGGGGUCAGAUAAAAUUCGAGGCAUAGUGUUACGCUCACUGGAACCAACAAAGUUGCAAUUAGAAGCUAAAUGUCUUGAAAAGAUGGAAAAUCUCAAAUUUCUUAUAAUUGAUAAUGUAGAAAUUUGUGGAAGUCUUGAUUAUCUUCCCAAUGAUUUAAGGUUACUUGAAUGGCGUGGAUGUACUUUAUCUUCCUUACCAUCCAAUUUCCAUCCUCAAAAGCUUAUUGCACUCAACAUGCCACAAAGUCGGGUUAUAUUGGACAAGCUUUUCAAGAGGAUAAAAUGCAAAAACUUGACAUAUAUGAAUUUCAGUUCCAAUCAAUACAUUAGGGAAUUACCCGACUUACUGAGUGCCAUACCAAAUGUAAAGAAAUUGAAUCUUCGUGAGUGUAGAAAAUUAGUCAAGAUUCAUGACUCUGUUGGAUAUCUUGAUAAACUUGAAAGUUGGGACCUCUGGUGUUGCAAGGAACUUCAAAUUCUUCCAAGCUGUAUCGCGAUGAAAUCUCUUAAAUAUUUAUGUUUUCUUGGGUGCAAUAGGGUUAAGAGGUUCCCCAAUAUUCCACAAGAAAUGGAAAAUUUAAAGUUUCUAAGUCUGAAACACACUGCCAUUAGAGAGCUUCCUCCAUCAAUUGGGAAUCUCACUGGGCUUGAGCGAUUAGAGAUAGGUUCCUAUUUCUAUUCGUGUCAGCUUCCAAGUAGCAUCUAUAAAUUGCAACAUCUUCGCAAACUCUUACUUUAUGGUAAUGUCAAAUUUCCAAAGGAUGUGGGGAUUGGUAGACAAGCAGCAACGUGCAAUUCUUAUAGUGGCUUUUCAAAAUAUUUUUUUCCAAUUUUGAAUUUUCUUAAAAAGUUAACUUCUUGCUUCACCUGCUCAGAGAAAUUUUUAUUAUCAAGAAGUGAAGAUUUGAACCUCCGAGAAAUCAUUAUCAGAUUCAAUAGAUUAAAUUGGCUUCUAAUUAGGGAUUCCAAGUUCCUUAAGAAAAUUCCAAAUCUUCCUGAAAGUAUAAGAAGAGUAGAUGCAUCAAACUGCAUCUCGUUGAAUUCAGAAUCAUUAAGAAAAUUAAUCCUUCAGUUUGGAAGAAUUUUAGGGCUUUCACCAAAUAUGAAAUGUCCAAGUGCGAAAGGCAACGUAUUAAUGGAUUUGCAUUCACAUUACAAAUUAUCAAAUCAAAUUGAUUGCUCUUCCCGGGUCUCCCUCUCCAAGUUCAAUGUAAUUUGUGAUGAGUCAUUUCCCACUCUAGAUGUGUAUCUGGUUGAUUAUGGAGAGCCAUGUGAUAUUAAAGUACCAGGAAAGAAGAUUCCGAAUUGGAUUAAUCAUCAAAGCAUUGAAAGUUGCAUAUCAUUUUGGGUUGGUCCUGAAUUUCCAACAAUUGCUGUUUGUGUUGCUUUUCAUCUAAUUCCGUUGAAGGACAAUUAUGCUAAUAAUGAUAAGUACAGUUCUAUUCAAGAUGAUAUAAUCAAAUGGGUUUGUGAUAUCCACAUUUUUACCGAUAGUCGUAAGCAAUGUCAUAUGGCUAGGGUGCAUUUAUGUGAUUUGAAGUAUGAUCAUCUAUGGUUUUACGGUGUACCUCACAGCCAAUUACAGACGGAUUUUGGAGACUUGAUGCAAGGUGAUCGAAAUCAUGUUAAGAUUUCAUGUAAAAUCUCUCAUUGGUUAAGUGAUAAAGGAAAAUAUGCGCCUGUGAUUGCUGGGAUGGGGGUACAUGUGGAAUGCAUAUGUCCUCCUCAAAAUUCUAUUAUCAUCCAAGAGAAUUCUCAAAAUGUUGAUGAAGACACUAUGCUCACACCUUUACUACCUACUUGCUCCACUUCUAGUUUCCCAACGGACUUAGACGCGGGAGACCUUUCAACCUCCUUUAGUCCCUGAUGACAUCUGAUUCAAGGAGUCUAGUGGAUAUAGCAAAUGGGCUUGACUUACUUUUGGGUAUUGACUAUAACAUAAUGGGUUUGAUUUGGGUUCUUCUUCAAUAGCCAAGUCCUUUUAAAAACGAUGACUCUAUUUUCAAUCUACAUCCAUUGUCAAAGAAACUGAGAAUUCCUUUAUUAAAUUUCGAAGAAACAUGCCUAGGCUGUACAAUACCAAAUGGCCAACUCGGAGUACUUUUCAUAUAAUGACUCAGCUGUAACACAAUGUCAAC